This is a messenger RNA of Clupea harengus (Atlantic herring), 770 nucleotides long. RefSeq names its product cerebral dopamine neurotrophic factor (gene cdnf). Gene Ontology annotation, cellular component: endoplasmic reticulum. Lineage: Eukaryota; Metazoa; Chordata; Actinopteri; Clupeiformes; Clupeidae. Gene Ontology annotation, biological process: dopaminergic neuron differentiation; neuron projection development. The record is from RefSeq and is a predicted model, not a curated record.
GUAGACUGGAAGGGUAGAACAAGGGGUACUGGGUAUUGAAGUUUGUACAGUAGGACUUUUGCGCGAUUACUUUUCCAAUGCGGCCUUCAAAUGUACUGUACGUCGUGGUGGUUUUGGGUGUUGUCGUCGGCCUUAUCGGUGCCGAUGAAUGCGAAGUGUGUGUGGGUUUUCUGGAACGCCUCUAUAAAGCUCUCAUCAGCACCCAUUCAGAGUUGAGCCAUGCUAUCGUGGAGGAAGGCCUCGUUCAGACCUGUGCUGAAGCCACUGGGAAGGAAAGCCGCCUGUGCUACUAUCUGGGAGCUUCCAGUGAUGCUGCAGCCAGAGUGACAGGGGAAGUGACACGCCCCCUCAGCGCUCAUGUCCCGCCCCCUAAAAUCUGCCAGAGACUCCAGAAGAGAGAUGGUCAGAUAUGUGAGCUGCGAUAUGAUACGCCUGUGCUGGACUGGAGCAGGGAAGUCCUCUCCAAGCUGCGCGUGCUGGAGCUCAAGCGCCUGCUUGCCUCGUGGGGGGAGGAGUGCAGGGCCUGUCUGGAGAAGGGCGAAUUCAUCGACCUCAUCCAGCAGGUGGCGCCAAAACACAGCGCUUCCAUGCGCCAGGAACACUCGCCAGAGCUCUGAAGGGCUCCACUGCGCAGCUCCGCGACAGGGACCGUUGCCAACAGCUCCAAGAGCUCACCGCGCAGCUCUACACCGGGGAGAGCUUAAAACGCUGCCUCCCCUCCGGACUCCAAAAGCAACUGUGGAAUAAAGGAAAGCAAUAAUUACUGUAUA